Molecule: messenger RNA, 768 nt
Organism: Asparagus officinalis (garden asparagus)
Lineage: Eukaryota; Viridiplantae; Streptophyta; Magnoliopsida; Asparagales; Asparagaceae
Exons: 3
Coding region: 1-768 (255 amino acids)
Source: RefSeq, a predicted model, not a curated record
AUGGUUAAGCAUUUUAUAUCUCAAUAUCACUUAUCUUUUAUUGCUUUACUAGAAACUAAAAUUAGUGAUAGAAAGUUGGCAAUUGUUGUCAAGAAAAUUGCAAGCAACUGGAAUUGUUUCUCAAAUACUAGUUAUGCUGGGAAAAUCGGAAUCAUGAUCCUGUGGGAUCCAAAUAUUCUGGACAUUAAUAUUGUGAACUCUUCUGCUCAGCAAAUCACUUUUAUAGACAAUGAAGAGAAACUGGGAGGUUCUUUGCUUACUGAUACUGAUUUUAAGGACUUCAGAGAUUUUAUUCAAGACAGUCUGUUAAAUCACCUAAAAUCUAUUGGAUGUUUCUACACUUGGAAUAAUAAGCAAAAUGCUAUCUCUAAGAUAUGGUGCAGACUUGACAGAGCUCUAGUAAAUGAUACUUGGUUGCAUAAUUUCAACUCAAGCCAGGUUGAAUUUCUUCCUCCUAACCCAUCUGAUCAUUCUCCUGCUUUGAUUUCUAUUCUUGAAGAUGAAAUUCAAGGGUUUAAAAUGUAUUCAAUUUAUACAAAAUUAAAGAAUCUGAGAGGUGUUCUUAAAGACAUGAACAAUAGGCAUUUCUACAACAUCAGUGAACAGGUCUUGAGAGCUAAGAAAAAGUUGGAAGAAGUUCAGCAAUGCCUUCAGCUUAAUCCAUUUAUGCAGUCUUUAAUCAUCAAGGAAAGGGAUUGUUUAACAUCUUACAAUAGGUUGCUUGAAUGUGAGAUGUCUUUCUUACAUCAAAAAGCCAGAAUUGACUAG